AUGGCCGGUGUUCGUUUUGUCAUUGUCGGUGCUGGCCUCAUAGGGCCUCGCCAUGCCGAGCUGGUCUUGGAGAUGCCCGAUUGUUCGCUUUUUGCGGUUGUCGAUCGUUCGGCCAAUGGCCCAUCUGUAGCUGCCAGGUUUGGCGCUUUGCAUUUCAACACAGUGGACGAGAUGUUUCUAUAUUGUGACGAGUAUGGCGUAGAUUAUCCGGAUGCGGCUGUAGUGGCCACUCCGAACCAUUCCCAUGCGUCUGUGGGGAUCCAAUUGGCCAGCAAGGGCAUUCAUUUGAUGGUCGAAAAGCCACUUGCUUCAACCCCGGAAGAUUGCGUUGCCUUGAUCGAGUUUUGCGAAAAACAGGGCGUCAUUUUGCUUGUAGGACACCAUCGCCGAUUUAACCCUUACAUCGUAGCAGCCAAAGAGCAUAUGGCGAAGGUUGGAACCCCAGUGAUGAUUCAAGGUGUUUGGGCAUUGAAGAAAUGCCAAGAGUACUUUGCCGAGAAAGAAUGGCGCCGCUCGAAGUACCAUGGCGGAGGGACCUUGAUGAUCAACUUGAUCCACGAUUUGGACUUGUUGCAGUAUUUAUUGGGACCCAUCCAGCGUGUUUACGCGGAGCUCUUGCCAAAACAAAGAAUGCCAGAGGCUGAGGACAACCAUGUGGAUGAAGGCGCUGCGCUCACUCUUCGCUUUGCAAAUGGCUGUUGUGGAUCGUUUGUCUGCUCUGACAAUGUGACCUCACCAUUCAAUUUCGAGGCUGGCACUGGUGAAAACCCUUUGAUUCCUCACAACCAAGAUAUGGCAGGCUUCUAUCGCAUAUUUGGCAGCCAUGGUACUCUUUCCGUUCCGGAUUUCACCCUAUAUCAUCAAAAUGAUGUUCCCGAGAAGGACCAUUCUUGGUGGAAGCCCAUCCAGGCCGAAAGAUUGGAUGUUGUCUCCAGCGUGGCUCCUGUCGAAGAGAGCAGCGGCUUCAUGACUCCCCCUCCUUCUUUUGAUGCCAAAGAAAUGCUAUUUCCCACAGGCAAAAGCCAGCUUCCACGGCCAUUUGACCUCCAGAUGGAGCACUUUGUCAACUUGAUCACUGGCAGAGAGUCCGUGAGCAAGUGCUCUGGACGCGACGCCUUGAGCGCCUUGUUGUGUAUUGAGGCUGUCAUGAAAAGCAUUGAGACCGAGCAGCCUCAAGUUGUCCCUACAAUUGUGUAG
This is a messenger RNA of Australozyma saopauloensis, 1197 nucleotides long. RefSeq names its product Gfo/Idh/MocA family protein. NCBI's taxonomy places the organism in Eukaryota, Fungi, Ascomycota, Pichiomycetes, Serinales, Metschnikowiaceae. Bases 1 to 1197 code for a protein of 398 amino acids. Gene Ontology annotation, molecular function: nucleotide binding. The transcript has a single exon. The record is from RefSeq and is a predicted model, not a curated record.